This is a messenger RNA of Hypanus sabinus (Atlantic stingray), 3797 nucleotides long. It is a transcript of the gene prr11, whose product is annotated as proline rich 11. Gene Ontology annotation, cellular component: nucleus; cytoplasm. The record is from RefSeq and is a predicted model, not a curated record. The coding region runs from base 535 to 1752 and encodes 405 amino acids. The transcript has 12 exons. NCBI's taxonomy places the organism in Eukaryota, Metazoa, Chordata, Chondrichthyes, Myliobatiformes, Dasyatidae.
GGUGUUGAAGAUAGAAAAAAAAGGGGAGGGGCACCCAAGGCGAAAUGAAAACAGGCGCGACGACACCGGAAUGCUUCGGCCCUCCCACGGGUUUACCCAGAUGAUCGCCACUAUCUUAUAAACCUCCCCCCCCCCCACACACACACAGACUCGGAACUCGGGAUCCUGAGGCAAUCCCCGGGGUGGGGGGGGGGGCGAAGAGAAAAAAAGAAGAGGACUCGAAUUUGCUGUUACCACAAGAUGACAGGAUCAUUUAUACUGACAUUUCAUUUGAUAUUCAUAAUACGCACCGCACGCGAUUGGAUCAGAAAGGAAAUUUUGGAUUGGCUAGAAGUGGCAUUCGGCUCCGGACCUUGUGCUUUCUUAUUGGUUGAGUUAAGUCGAACGACGACAAGAAACCCGAGACAGUUGGUCGAGAACAGCUUCUAAACGUGGCUCAUGAAAGGCAGGUGUUUAUUGGGUAAUGAAUGAGCGUUUUAAUUUUAAACUGUUGCCGCUGUUCAUGUCACGUUAGUGAACUCGUUUGUUUGAGUUAUGUUUAAACAGAACUGGUGUCGCAGAAAGCGGAAGAUCAUGAGAAAAUGGCAAGUGAUAGGAAGGGCACAGAGAAAAAAUAAGCGACACCUGCUAGGAAAGUACAAGGGAGAUGUCUGCAAGCCACAGCCAGCCACUUGCCAAGCAACCGAGAAGGAGGACGUGGUCGCAUCGAACAGCAAUUCCUUCCUGCAUGAUUCAGUUCCUGUUGGGCUCAUUUCUUUAGCAAAUGUGAAGAAUCUGUUGAAUCCUCUUAAGACUGUGGUUUAUUCCAUGUAUUCAUGGUGGCUUAAGAACGUUAGGCAGGGAUUGGAAUUAAUCAAAGAUACUCUAUAUCCUUCACGUGUUUACCUGCAGGAGCUGAAUGCACUUCGGCAACGUAUUGAGUCACUUGAGAUCAAACUAACACGAAUGCAAGAAACCUUUGAGCAUCAUCAGGACCCCAAUACUGCAAAACCAGCUGAAGUAUGUUGCUGCCGGAAGCAUGCAGACUCUGUACCAGGUCUUAAUAAAAUUCCAGUAUGGCCAGUGCAGCCAAUUGUAAGUCGUGCCCUGCUGAAGUUACCAGAUGAGGCUCCUCCACCUCCUCCACCUCCCCCACCUCCACUACCUCCAGCUUUCCUGCUUGCAGAGAAACCUCUGCAGAUUAAACGGAAAAGCAGAACUGAAAAUCCUCAGCAGACAACCCAUGAGAAGAUUCGUAAGUCACUAUCCAUAACUACGAAAGAUUUGCUUCAAGUAAAGCUGAAGAGCACUGCAGACAGAUUUGGAGUAACGAAGUUGGAUACCAAGAAGAAGGAGGGACCUCCAUUUGUUACAGUAAAAGAUCUGCUUCAUGUGAAGCUGAGAAAGACUCAGAACAAGGUAGAAAAGACGAAGAUGGAUACACCAGGAAAAAAAAGGUCUCCUUUGGUCACACUCUCUGAUCGGCAAGGCUUUAAUUUUCAGGGAAAAGCUAAUCAACUACAGAAACCAACGAAAAUUAUGAUCACUCCACAUCGACCUGUUUUGGAUCUUCGGCAGCGUCUAAAGAAAGUAAAUAUAGAAAGGAGCCCAGGUGGAACACCUCUCUACAAGGAAAAUAAAGAUACUGCGACGGGAUUGACGCCAGUUAUGACCCAGGCACUAAGACGGAAGUUUGAGAUGGCCCAUCCAAAAAGUCCUCCUGGCGGCUGCUCCUCUCCAAACACCAGCUCCGAUGAGCAAAGUGCUUGCUAAUUUUUACUUAAGUUCUGUUAUUAUUAAAUUUACUUCAAUUUUAUGUAAAUUCUGUUUUGUUUAUGAAAAUGUGUAUUUAACAAUGGUGAGAUGAAUGGAUUCCAGCUGUGCCUUGUCAAUUAUGAAGCAUGUAAAGGUUUCACUCUCUGUAUAUAUAAAUGUGUAUUUUAUGUUGUGGAGCAAAUGGCUUCUAGCCUGUGGAAAUCAUUAUAUCCAAUUGGUCACCUGGCUGCCUGUGGUGUAUGGCAUGAUCUCCAGUUGUUCACUGAUGACAUGGUGUGCACUACUCCAGCGUUCAAGCUGGGACACAUAACAGAGCCUGUUUAUUCUCAAAAGCAACAGUUAAAUGACUUAAUUGUUCUGGGGGGGGGGGAAUAACUCUUUUUGGAUUAAACCUAUGUUUAUACAUUUGCCAUAAAUUUCAUGGUCUAUGCCAUCUUCAUAGUUUGGCAUUGACUUUUUCUAAACUUUGGAUUUUAAGAGUAUAACUAAUACUUGCAUGUUCAUUUAUUCACUGUUAGUUUUAAUUCUAAUUCCCCUGCAUCUUUUAAAAUAUAGGGUCCCAAAGGAAAUAUUAUUUAGGGGUGGUUUAAAACAAAACGUGAUGAUUCCGAGAGCAACUUUCCACUUGUAGCCUUUCUCCUUGAAAUCCGAUACAUCCUUGCUAUUGAGGGUGUUUGGUAUUAAUGAUCCUGAGUUAUGGAACCUGUCUCGUCUUAAUUACAAACAACACAACCAAAGUAAAAUCUUUAAGCCACAGAACUUUGCAACAUUGCCAAUUUUGUACACUUAAACUGGGAGGGUGUUAAAAUUAGCACCUUUUGGUAAUUAGUGGGGAUAAAGUAAUCAGAUCUUAGAUUUUCAUUGAUACUAGAUAUGUGCAAACAAUAACAGUGGUAAGUUCUUCAUAUAUUAACACAAGAUGGUAAUUUUAUUUUUUCAUUUGGAAAUGUGUUGUUGCACGUAUGAGCUCAAUUUCUCAUUUUAACUCCACUUAAGAUGUCCAGGAUGCAUUUUUACACUUGCCAGCCUUUGCAUGGAAGUGUAGUACAAAAUCCUCUAUUUUGCUAAUGAAAGCAGACAUACUCCAAGUAUCCAGUAUCAGAAGGUGGAAAAUUCAAUAAAAGUUUAAUUAUUUCUUCCUCUCCGUUUCUGCAUUGAUGAAUUUCCCUAUUAGCUUGCUCCUGUUUUUAUGCAAUUCUGUGUGGCUGUGAGUAAAUGAGAUGAUUUAGUGUAUUCCACAGUGAUGAUUAUUCACAAGCUUCAGUUAAAAAGGGUCCCAAAAGUGCACUGGUUACUUAAUUAGAGAUGAACAACAAUUUAAUGAAGUUGCCACCAAAAUGAAUUUGAGAAAAGCUAUUGGACUGCAAUAACAAACAGACUCUUCAGUUGUAUCGAAGUGCUGUGUGAUCUUGUUCACUUUGUGGGAACUCCUACGAAAUUGACAAGACAGAGAAACAGUAGAUCAAAAAGCUUUGCCAUUUAUCUGUUUUUCAUUUGUAAGAAAAGGAAUUGUCUCAAAUGCUGUUGGUAGAGAAUUUGUAAUUUCCUAUUUCUCAUUCCUCAUUGAGAUUUAACUGCAGUGAAGGAAAAAAGCCAGCUAGCUUUGUUUCAACAACUUUUUUCACUGUAGAUAAAAUAUUUUAAUGUCAGAUUUCUGUUCACACUGUACCAUUCUGUCAGUGGUUGAGAGCAGCCCUGUGCAACUUAGAUGUGUAAGUAAUAGUGUAUGAUGUACAUCCCAGCCAGAGAUCAAUUUGAUUCCAAAUUGAAGCAAAAUGCUAUAGAAUUUUAAUGUAUUUUGGACAUAAUUGUCUUGAAUAUCUGUUACAAAAGUGGUGCUUAAAAUUUCUUCGUUUAAAGGUUACACCUUUUUAUGUAGCUUGUACAAAGAAAAAAACAAACAUAUCAUGCCAGUAUUGAACAUUGCACUAUUCCCAGUGGGUGGAAUGUCAAUUUUAAAUGUUUUUGGAUAAAUCUAUAUUGACUACUUUUUAUCAUUUAUCUAUGUAAUAAAAUGGGCCUUCAGCCUAUAUUACAGUGUA